UGAAGGAAACGCACGAGCGCACUGUGCAGAGGUAACAUUAGAUCAGUCAAAACAAUUCAAGCCAUUUAACUUUCACUUAUUUCUCGUUUUAAUUAAAUCCAAAAACAUGUCAACAUCACUGGAGAAACCGCAAAUCAUAGCGCACAUCCAGAAAAGUUUAAACUACACUGUUUUUGAGAGUAAAUGGAUUCCCUGCAGCGCAAAGUUUGUUUGUAUGGGAAACUUGGCCAGAGGAACAGGAGUAAUUCAGAUCUAUGAAAUACAACACGGGGAACUGCAGCUUGUCAAAGAGAUAGAAAAGGCCAAGCCAAUCAAAUGUGGAACAUUUGGGGCCACAUCUCUCCAGCAGAGGCAUCUGGCCACGGGAGACUUUGAUGGCAGUCUUAACGUUUGGAAUCUUGAAGUUCCUGACUGUCCUGUAUACUCAGUGAAAGCACACAAGGAGAUCAUAAACAGCAUUGAUGGAGUGGGAGGGCUGGGCAUUGGGGACGGGGCCCCAGAAAUUGUUACUGGCAGUAGAGACGGUACAGUUAAGGUUUGGGACCCCAGACAAAAAGAAACACCUGUGGCAAACAUGGAGCCAGGGGAGGGAGAAACAAAGAGAGAUUGUUGGACUGUUGCCUUUGGUCAUGCUUUCAAUGACCAAGACCGCUGUGUAUGUGCUGGAUAUGACAACGGUGACAUCAAAAUCUUUGAUCUUAGAAAUAUGUCUUUACGAUGGGAGACGAAUAUAAAAAAUGGAGUAUGCUGUGUUGAAUUUGACAGAAAAGACAUAAACAUGAACAAACUAGUGGCAACAUCUUUAGAGGGAAGAUUUCAUGUAUUUGACAUGAGGACUCAGCACCCCACCAUAGGUUUUGCUUCAGUGUCUGAAAAGGCUCAUAAGUCUACAAUAUGGCAGGUGAGACAUUUACCUCAGAAUCGUGACAUCUUUAUGACAACUGGUGGAGCGGGUAAUCUACAUUUAUGGAAAUAUGAGUAUCCAGCUCAAAGAAGUAAAAAGGAUGCAGAGGAUGUAGACAUGGGCGUCGCUGGGACUGUGAAUCUCCUGCAGAAUGUCACAGUGUCUACACAACCCAUUUCUAGUCUUGACUGGAGUCCCGACAAACAGGGACUUUGUGUUUGUUCUUCAUUUGACCAGUCUGUGCGUGUCCUUAUUGUGACCAAGCUCAACAGAGUCUGAGUUGACAUGAGAUGUUUCUCUGCAGUACAAGACUCUAAACAUUGUGUUAUUAUUCCCAAACUAAUUGGAAUCUUUGAUGCCUACAUACACCCAGAUUUACAGUGUCUUAUAUUCAUAAUAUGUCUUAUGUGCAAUUACAUUCAAAUUCUUAUUUACAUUGUGAUUCUCUAUAUUAAUUGGUAUAAAUUAAAUGAUUUACUACACCCUGAA
This is a messenger RNA of Triplophysa dalaica, 1393 nucleotides long. It is a transcript of the gene dnaaf10, whose product is annotated as dynein axonemal assembly factor 10. Gene Ontology annotation, molecular function: ubiquitin binding. The record is from RefSeq and is a predicted model, not a curated record. The transcript is spliced from 8 exons. Lineage: Eukaryota; Metazoa; Chordata; Actinopteri; Cypriniformes; Nemacheilidae. The coding region runs from base 107 to 1183 and encodes 358 amino acids.